This is a messenger RNA of Vigna angularis (adzuki bean), 716 nucleotides long. Its product is annotated as ferredoxin, leaf L-A. Gene Ontology annotation, biological process: electron transport chain. Gene Ontology annotation, cellular component: chloroplast. Lineage: Eukaryota; Viridiplantae; Streptophyta; Magnoliopsida; Fabales; Fabaceae. Gene Ontology annotation, molecular function: 2 iron, 2 sulfur cluster binding; electron transfer activity. The transcript has a single exon. The record is from RefSeq and is a predicted model, not a curated record. Bases 33 to 566 code for a protein of 177 amino acids.
UUGCAUGUGAUUUCACAUCAUUUCAUUGAUUUAUGUAUCAGAGAGAAGAAGAAGAGAAAGAAGAAGAAGGAAAGAAGCAGCAAGAACAGCAAGAAGAGAUAUUUAUAAGUUUGAACAGAAAGAGGAGAAUGGCAGCUCUGUGUGGCCCUGCGUUGAACAGCUCCUUCCUGAGGAAGCAAGCAGUGAACAUGUCAAGCAUGAAGGCAUUCGAAAACGCCAACGCCGUGUUUGGUGUGAAAGAAGGACGAGGUGGUCGUGUGACUGCCAUGGCCACUUACAAGGUGAAGCUGAUCACCCCAGAGGGAGAGAAAGAGAUAAAAUGCUCAGAUGAAGAUUACAUUCUUGAUGCUGCAGAAGAACAAGGCCUUGACCUUCCCUAUUCAUGCAGGGCUGGUGCCUGUUCUUCCUGUGUUGGAAAAGUUGUGUCUGGCAAAGUGGACCAGACAGACAAUAGCUUCCUUGAUGACGACCAACUUGAAGCAGGAUUUGUUCUCACCUGUAUUGCUUACCCGACCUCUGACGUUGUUAUCCUCACCAACAAGGAGAAUGACCUCGUUGAUUUUUAAAUCUUAUUUUCUUUCAGAUCUCAUGUGCUAGUGUUGAAUCAGGUGAAUCUUGUUGCUUUUCUUGCUGCUUCUGUUAUGAACUCUCAUGUUAUUGCUUCUUGUAUGAAUUAUUAAGCUUCAAAGUAUAUUUGAUGAUAUUUUUUUUUAUAA